AUGGUGAAGGAGUUAAAAAACAAACAUAACUUGAGCUUGAUAGGUUUGAUUGAGACUAAACGGCAGGUUGUGACGAGGCUUGAUGUUGGGAGGAUCUGGGGAGGUAGUGGGGCGGGAUGGAAAUAUGUAGGGUCGGACGGUGCAUCCGGUGGUCUCUUGAUGAUUUGGGAUGAAACUUUUUUUAAACUAAAUAACUGCUAUAAGGGGGAAAGGUGGUUAUGCGUUGAAGGUGUCUUGCUGAAGAAUGGUUUCAAUUGUGCUUUUUUCUUGAUCUAUGGUGCGCAUAGUAGAGAAGAGAAGAGUCAUGUGUGGGAGGAGCUGAGUUACAUUGCUGGCCUAUGUCAGGUUCCUUGCUGUUUCAUAGGAGAUUUUAAUGAGAUAGUGACAGUGGAAAAACGAAAAGGGACUGCUAGUUUACCUCUGUCUGCAGAUGAAUUUAGGAGUUGGAUCCAAGACAUGCACCUAGUGGAUCUGCCGCUUACAGAUCGCAAGUUUACGUGGUUCUGCGGCCGUUCAUGUAGUCGAAUUGAUAGAGCUAUGGUGAGUGUGGAAUGGCUGGAGGAGUUCCCUGAGACCCGAUUAAGGGGCGGACCACGGGGUUUGUCAGAUCACUGUCCUAUCAUUGUGGAAGAUAAAAGGAUGAGCAGAGGGCCUAUGCCUUUUCGGAGUCUUGAUUUGUGGUUUACACAUGAAGGUUUUCUUAGAAUGGUUAAGGAGGAAUGGAGAAGUUUGGGGGAGCUAGAUUUCACAGAUAAAUUGAAGGCGUUAAGGGGCCCUUUGGGACGAUGGCAUAAGGAGAACUUUGGUAAUAUGGACAAGAAGAUCUCGAAGUUUGAGGACGAGAUUAAAAAGGUGGAUGAUAUGGUAAGUAAUGGAGUGUAUGAUGGAACUAUUGAGGCUAGGAGAAAGGCACUAGUUACUUGCUGUGAGAGGUGGUACGUGAGGAAAGAAAUUCACUGGAAGCAAAUGUCUCGGUCUCGGCAAGCAAAGGAUAUGGACAGAAACACAAGAUACUUCCACCAUAUAGCAUCAGCAAAACGGAGGAAUAAUCAGAUUGAUACUUUGAUAGUCAAUGGCAGACUGGUAAGGAACCAAGCUAGGAUCAAAUUAGCGAUUAAAGGGUUUUAUAAAGAUCUGUAUCAUCAGGAGAGAUCUCAUUUGUUGGGGAUUAGAGAUGGUCUAGUAGAAAGGAUAGAUGAGGAAGAGGCUGCAAACUUGGAGGUGAUACCCUCAGCUGAGGAAAUCAGAGAGGCAGUGUGA
This is a messenger RNA of Arachis ipaensis, 1260 nucleotides long. RefSeq lists its product as uncharacterized. NCBI's taxonomy places the organism in Eukaryota, Viridiplantae, Streptophyta, Magnoliopsida, Fabales, Fabaceae. The record is from RefSeq and is a predicted model, not a curated record.